AUGGCGAAGAAGAUAACGCUAAAGAGCUCGGACGGAAAGAUCUUCGAGGUGGACGAGGCGGUGGCAUUGGAGUCGCAGACGAUCAAGCACGUGAUCGAGGACACUUGCGCCGAGGACAGGAUCCCAGUCCCCAAAGUCAAUGCCAAGAUUCUAUCCAAGGUGAUCGAGUACUGCAAGAGGCACGUCGACACUGCCGCCGCCAAGCCAUCCGCCGCCGGCGGCGGCGACACUGGCGUCGGAGACGACUCCGCCUCCUCCUCCAACGCCGUCGAGGAGGAGCUCAAGCAGUGGGACGCCGAGUUUGUCAAGUUCGACCAGGCCACCUUCCUCGGCCUAAUCCUAAACAUUAAUUAUCUUUCAUUGCAAGAUGUGCUAUACUUAUUGCAUGUCCUUUGA
This is a messenger RNA of Ananas comosus (pineapple), 396 nucleotides long. RefSeq names its product SKP1-like protein 1B. Gene Ontology annotation, biological process: SCF-dependent proteasomal ubiquitin-dependent protein catabolic process. NCBI's taxonomy places the organism in Eukaryota, Viridiplantae, Streptophyta, Magnoliopsida, Poales, Bromeliaceae. Gene Ontology annotation, molecular function: cullin family protein binding. The record is from RefSeq and is a predicted model, not a curated record. Gene Ontology annotation, cellular component: cytoplasm; nucleus. Bases 1 to 396 code for a protein of 131 amino acids. The transcript is spliced from 2 exons.